This is a messenger RNA of Lepisosteus oculatus (spotted gar), 4553 nucleotides long. It is a transcript of the gene nos2b, whose product is annotated as nitric oxide synthase 2b, inducible. The record is from RefSeq and is a predicted model, not a curated record. NCBI's taxonomy places the organism in Eukaryota, Metazoa, Chordata, Actinopteri, Semionotiformes, Lepisosteidae. Gene Ontology annotation, molecular function: calmodulin binding; nitric-oxide synthase activity; heme binding. Gene Ontology annotation, biological process: nitric oxide biosynthetic process.
AAAGCGGCGAGUGAGAUGUGCCGGACCAGUAAUCGGGGGAAACAGCCGAACACUUGCAGCCACUUCGGACGAGCGCACUCCAGAGCAGCAGGUUAUUAUCUAUAUUCUGUGUGAACAAACAAAGACACGAAAAUGCUGCUUUCUUGGAAUUAUUUUCAAAAACUCAAGAACUUCAAAAACUCUUCUCGGAGUAUCGACUUGAACAACAACAACAGCUUUGAUGCUGGGGCUAAAUAUUCUAAGCAUUUCGAAGAUGACCUUCAAAAGAUCGAAGAAGAGAAAAAGGCGCAAAUUGUCCCGGAAAUUCAGGUAGAAAAGGUAAAUAAUGUAAUGCCCGCACCUUCCCAGAUGCCCCCUCGGAGCUGCGCUCAGAACCCGGCUCGUUCCCGGUGUCCGUUCUUCAUCAAAGUCAAGAACAUCGAGGACAGCUCCAGUCUGCAGGACACUCUGCACCACAGAUCCGCGAAGCACCUUCCCUGCAAACCCAGCGUCUGUCAGGGGUCCAUCAUGAACCCCAAGUGCCUGUCUCGCGGGCCGCGAGACAAGCCGGUGCCAGCAGACGAAAUUCUGGUCCAGGCUAUUGAAUUCGUGAACCAGUACUAUCAGUCUUUUAAACAGCCAAGGACGGAGGACCACCUGGCUCGCGUGGAAGCGGUCACCAUGGAGAUUGAGAAAACCGGCACCUACCAGCUGACCUUCGACGAGCUCGCGUUUGCGGCGAAGCAGGCGUGGCGGAACGCGCCCAGGUGCAUCGGCAGGAUCCAGUGGGCCAACCUGCAGGUCUUCGAUGCCCGGCAGUGCACUACCACCAAGGAGAUGUUUGAGUUCCUGUGUAAUCACCUGAAGUACGCCACUAACGAGGGAAACCUGAGGUCCGCGAUCACGGUCUUCCCGCAGAGGAGCGACGGGCAGCAUGACUUCCGGGUGUGGAACGGCCAGCUGGUGAAGUACGCGGGGUACCAGAUGCCCGACGGCACAGUCCUGGGGGACCCCACCAGCCUGGAGUUCACAGAGCUGUGUGUUCAGCUGGGAUGGAAGCCCCGAUACGGCCGUUUCGACGUGCUGCCCCUGGUGCUGCAGGCUAACGGCGAGGACCCCGAACUCUUUGAGAUCCCCCCGGAGCUCAUUCUGGAGGUCCCAAUGGAGCAUCCACAGUACGAGUGGUUCAAAGAGUUGGACCUCAAGUGGUACGCUAUGCCAGCUGUCUCAAACAUGCUUCUGGAAGUGGGGGGCCUGGAGUUCACCGCCUGCCCCUUCAACGGCUGGUACAUGGGCACCGAGAUCGGCGUGAGGGACUUCUGUGAUGCCAACCGCUACAAUAUCCUGGAGGAUGUGGGCAGGAGGAUGGGACUGGAGACGCACAGGCUCUCCUCCCUGUGGAAGGACCAGGCUCUGGUUGCCAUCAACGUCGCUGUCAUUCACAGCUUCCAGAAGCACAACGUGACGAUAAUGGACCACCACUCGGCCGCCGAGUCCUUCAUGAAGCACAUGCACAACGAGUUCCGCCUGCGGGGGGGCUGUCCUGCGGACUGGGUGUGGCUGGUGCCCCCCAUGUCCGGCAGCCUCACGCCAGUCUUCCACCAGGAGAUGGUCAGCUACAUCCUGAGCCCCUUCUACUACUACCAGCCGGAUCCCAUGACGGUCCAUGUCUGGAAGGAUGAACAGAAAAGACCAAAGAAGAGGAAGAUCUACUUCCGGGACCUAGCCAGAGCUGUCUUCUUCACCUCCUCCCUGAUGCGCAAGGUCAUGGCGGCCAGGGUGAAGGCCACCGUCCUGUACGCCACCGAGACGGGCAAAUCCGAGACCUUCGCCAAGAAACUCAACACCAUGCUGAACUGCGCCUUUAACUCCAGGGUGCUGUGCAUGGAGGACUACGAUUUCACUGACCUGGAGAAGGAGACCUUCCUGGUCAUUGUCACAAGCACGUUUGGAAAUGGAGAUUCUCCGGGGAAUGGAGAGACUUUCAAGAAAUCAUUGUUCGCCCUGAAGCGUCUGAAAAACAAGUUGAGGUACUGUGUGUUUGGCCUGGGCUCGCGGAUGUACCCCCAGUUCUGCGCGUUUGCCCACGCCGUGGACAAGAAGCUGGCAGACCUGGGGGCGCAGCGGCUGACCCUCACUGGAGAGGGGGAUGAAAUGGGCGGUCAGGAGGAGGCCUUCUCCAGCUGGGCUGGCGUAGCUUUCAAGGAUGCCUGUGAGACGUUUGAUAUCCGUGGCCAGCUGAACAUCCAGCUCCCUGGCAGUGACCGGCUGAGCAACACUUGGGACCCCAAGAGGUACCGUCUGGCAAACGAGAGCCAGACGCUGGACCUCAUUAAUGCGCUUUCUACGAUCCACUCGAAGGACGUUUUUGCCAUGAAACUGAAAAAGAGACACAAUCUUCAGAGUCUGCACUCAAGCCGUUCCACUAUCCUGGUGGAGCUGGUCAGGCAUGGGACACAAGAUCUGCGCUACCUCCCCGGAGAGCACAUCGGGGUGCUCCCAGGAAACUGCGCCCAGCUGGUCAGCGGCGUCAGCGAGCACCUCAACGACGCGCCACCGUCCAACCAGACCCUGCGCCUGGAGGUGUGUCCCAGCACCAGCAAGGGGGGCGCCGCAGACUGGGAGACAGACACCCGUUUCCCAGCAUGCACCCUGUCCCAGGCCCUGACCUACUUCCUGGACAUCACCGCCCCGCCCUCCCAGAGCCUCCUCCGCAAACUGGCCCAGCUGGCCGCAGAAGACAGCCACAGGGAGCGGCUGCUCACUCUGGCACAGGACACCAAGGAGUACAACACCUGGAAAACAUUCAACAGCCCCACCUUCCUGGAGGUCCUGGAGGAGUUCCCCUCCCUGCAGCUCCCGACCACCUUCCUCCUGAGCCAGCUGCCCCUGCUGAAGCCCCGCUUCUACUCUGUCAGCUCCUCCGUGGAUCGCCACCCUGGGGAGAUCCAUCUCACGGUGGCUGUUGUCCGCUACAAUACCAGAGAUGGACAGGGGCCUCUGCACCACGGCGUCUGCAGCACCUGGCUCGACACCAUCAAGGAGGGAGACGUGGUGCCCUGCUUCAUCCGCAGUGCUAAUGGCUUCCAUCUCCCUGAGGACCCCACCGCUCCAGCUAUUCUGGUCGGACCCGGGACCGGCAUCGCGCCCUUCCGGAGCUUCUGGCAGCAGCGGCUGCAUGACCUGGAGACCAGAGGGGUCCGAGCGGCGCCCAUGACCCUGGUGUUCGGCUGCCGCCAGUCCAACACGGACCACCUGUACCGGAAGGAGACCCUGGAGCUCAAGCGCAGGGGGAUCCUUAAGGACGCCAUCACUGCUUAUUCCCGGCAGCCCGGGCAGCCCAAGGUGUAUGUCCAGGACGUGCUGCGGGACAGGUUGUCCGAAGAGGUGGUCAGAGUCCUGCAUCAGCAGCAGGGGCACAUCUACAUCUGCGGAGACGUGAGGAUGGCGCGGGACGUGGAGGAGACUCUCGCGCAGAUCCUUGCCCACAAGCUGGGCAUGAGUCUGGAGCAGGCUGUCAACUAUCUUUCCCAGCUCAAGACCGAGAAGAGGUAUCAUGAAGAUAUAUUCGGAGCAGUGUUUCAGAAAUGAGAGACAAGAGCUGGAGCUUGGAUCACUACAGGACCAAAGAUCUCCAGCACUGAGUUACUGAGAUGAAGAAAUACGACAGAUUAUGUGUAAAAUGAAGUGACUUCUGCAUUCUUUACUGAAAGAUUAUAUAUUUUGUAACUUAAUGUAUUUAUAAGAUAGUCUAGCUAUAAGGAAGAGAUGAUAAUAUUGCAGUUUAAUAUGGUAUUUUGUAUUUAAUUUUGUUCAUGUUUUUAAUGUUAUUUUAUUACCUUUAAACACUGAUGAAGAGUGGAGUUAAACAUUGAAAUGAAGAUAACCAGUGCUUGGAAUAUGCAUCAUUGUAUAUUAACUGAUUAAGUUGAAAACAAUGAUAGCUGUUCACGAAUGGAAAAUCAGUGUAUGUCUUUUAAAUGCGUUGCGUUUUCAUGGUAUGCUACCUAACUGGUGAAAGGGUCUUUUCAGUCUUCAUCUGAAGCUUGACUUUAAAAAAAAAAAUGAUAUUGAUCUUUGGAUCAGGACAUUGGUCAGCCUGUUGGUACUGUAUGUGUCUAUGGCACAAACUCUCUCCAGGGCCUUGUUUUUGCUGGGUUAGAGGAGAGCUGCACAACACCUUUGUAUGUAGGAUAUGCAAAUAAAUAUCAGAUAAAAAUGGACAGAAGGACUUGUACUACUUAACUUUUAUAGAACCAGAGUAUAAAAAUAAAUGUAUAUAGAAAUGCUUUCAUGCACAGAAUUAUGUAUUAUAAUAUUUUUUUCUGUAAAUUAUAUUCUAAAGUCUGUUUCACAAGCUCUUUUUAGAAACAAGCCACUCUUAAUUAUUCUUGUAUAUUGGCUAAUAGAAAACAUCCUUUCAACAGCUUUACUUUUACUUGAUAAGACUUUUGAAUACCGACGGUCUAAGGGAUUCCAUGUUAAUGAAGUGCUACUUCCAUAUAUAUAUAUAUUUAAAAAUGGUGUACGUGUGAAAUACUGAAAAAUAUAAAUAAACAAUUUUCCAUAUUAAA